Amblyraja radiata (thorny skate) is the source of this 634-nucleotide messenger RNA. It is a transcript of the gene sdhc, whose product is annotated as succinate dehydrogenase complex, subunit C, integral membrane protein. NCBI's taxonomy places the organism in Eukaryota, Metazoa, Chordata, Chondrichthyes, Rajiformes, Rajidae. Gene Ontology annotation, biological process: tricarboxylic acid cycle; mitochondrial electron transport, succinate to ubiquinone. Gene Ontology annotation, cellular component: membrane; respiratory chain complex II (succinate dehydrogenase). The transcript has 6 exons. Gene Ontology annotation, molecular function: electron transfer activity. Bases 69 to 575 code for a protein of 168 amino acids. The record is from RefSeq and is a predicted model, not a curated record.
CUGGUUGCCGCCGCUCCCGCCCUUCGCUGACUGUCGCUCAGUAACGUCAUUGACAAGCGGCGAGCAAGAUGGCGCUGCUGUGGAGGCUGGCUGGCAGGAGGUGUCUGGGCUCUCCAAUCUCACCUGGGCCCCUGCUUCACAGGGUUUGCUGGGCGGGUUCCACGUCCCAACAGGAGAUGGAUCAAUUCUGGCAGAAGAACCAACGGUUGAACCGGCCUUUGUCUCCCCACAUCGCCAUCUACAGAUGGUCGUUGCCCAUGGCCAUGUCAAUAUUGCAUCGUGGAACGGGAGCUGCCCUGAGUUCAGGAGUGUCUCUCUUCGCCGUGGCUGCCCUGCUGCUACCCGGGGACUACCCCGGUUACCUGGAGCUGCUGCGCAGUCUGCAGCUGGGCACUGGCCUUAUUGGGGCUCUCAAGUUCACUCUCGCCUUCCCCCUGGCCUACCACACCUGGAACGGGAUGCGGCACCUGGUCUGGGACACGGCCCAUGCUCUCAGGAUGCCGCAGGUGCAGAGCUCAGGGUACUUGGUCCUCACUUUGACCGUUGCCACCUGCCUGGGGCUGGCCAUGCUGUGAGAAGGGGAGGGGGAGGUCCAACUGUACCAUGUACCAAUAAAUUUCACCUUAUCACUUUG